CCAGAGCCAAAAUUUAUUUGACAUUUUAAAAAUAUGUGCGCCAUCUUUGUCUAACUUUCUUUUGCUUCUGUCAUUUCUGUGAUCCGUGUGGAUUUUAGUGAAUCAAAAUGCAGAACGACGCUGGUGAAUUUGUUGACUUGUACUGCCCGAGGAAAUGCUCGGCAAGCAACCGUCUGAUCCACGCUAAGGACCACGCGUCCGUGCAGCUGGUGAUCGCAGACGUGGACCCAGCCACGGGCCGCGCCUCCGACGCCGCCAAGAUCUACGUGAUCUGCGGGGCCAUCCGCCGCAUGGGCGAGUCUGAUGACUGCAUCGUUCGGCUUACCAAGAAGGAUGGCAUAUUGACUAAGAACUACUGACGGCUUUAGUCCUAUAAGCAUAAAAUUUACACAAAAAAAAAUAAAAAAUAUCACAAAAUUA
Molecule: messenger RNA, 420 nt
Organism: Amyelois transitella
Lineage: Eukaryota; Metazoa; Arthropoda; Insecta; Lepidoptera; Pyralidae
Gene: RpS21
Product: small ribosomal subunit protein eS21
Exons: 4
Coding region: 108-359 (83 amino acids)
Biological process (GO): endonucleolytic cleavage in ITS1 to separate SSU-rRNA from 5.8S rRNA and LSU-rRNA from tricistronic rRNA transcript (SSU-rRNA, 5.8S rRNA, LSU-rRNA); translation; endonucleolytic cleavage to generate mature 3'-end of SSU-rRNA from (SSU-rRNA, 5.8S rRNA, LSU-rRNA)
Cellular component (GO): cytosolic small ribosomal subunit; ribosome
Molecular function (GO): structural constituent of ribosome
Source: RefSeq, a predicted model, not a curated record